UAAAAUAAAAAAAUAAAUACAAAUAAAGGCAUAAAGCCCAUCCUCAUAAAAGCUCGUCUCAAUCCUGUGGUUUUCAAUUCUUUGUGCCGUACUAUUCAGUUGCUUCUUCACAGUUCAUCUACACAAAUCUGUUUGCUUCAUCAUUCACUCCAUCAAUCACUAGGAAUCAUGAGCAAUGAAGAGGAGAAGAGGUGUCCUUUGUGUGCGGAAGAGAUGGAUUGGACUGAUCAACAGUUGAAGCCCUGCAAAUGUGGUUAUGAGGUGUGCGUUUGGUGUUGGCAUCACAUAAUGGACAUGGCAGAGAAGGAUGCAACAGAGGGACGGUGUCCCGCAUGUCGCACAGCUUACGAUAAAGAUAGAAGUGUAGGGCUGGAAUCAAAUUUUCAGAGGGUGGCUGGCAGUAAUUUGAGUCGAAAACAAAAGCAGCCAAAAGCCAAGCCAAAACCAACUGAAGUAAAGAAAGACCUUAGCAAUGUUAGAGUAAUUCAGCGAAAAAUGGCCUAUAUUAUCGGGCUGCCUCUUAGUCUAGCUGAUGAAGAUUUGUUGCAGCGAAGAGAUUAUUUUGGCCGAUACGGGAAAGUUACCAAGGUUUCACUUUCUCGGACUGCGGGUGGGACUGUUCAACAGUUUGUCAAUGAUACUUGUAGUGUAUAUAUUACAUACUCAAAAGAGGAAGAAGCAGUGCGGUGUAUUCAAUCGGUGCAUGGCUAUGUGCUGGAUGGUAGGUUUUUAAGAGCAUCGUUUGGAACAGCAAAGUACUGUCAUGCGUGGUUAAGGAAUAUGCCCUGCAACAACGCUGCUUGUUUAUAUUUGCAUAGUAUUGGCGCUGAAGAAGAUAGUUUUGGAAAAGAUGAAAUAGCUGCAGUUCAUACUAGGAAUAGAGUUCAGGAAAUUGUUGGUGCCACCCAAUAUUUGCAUAACCGUUCAGGAAGUAUGUUGCCACCACCAGUAGAUGAACACUUGCAUAAUCGCAGUGCUGCGGCUCCGGAACCUGUCUUUAGCAGUGCCGUGAGAGAUGUAGCAUAUGCUGCAGUAGCUUCUGGCGAUCACUUACAUUGUUCUAAGGACAAAGAUGGAGUAAUUAAAUCAUCCAAACACAUGACAAGUUUUGUAGAUAUUGUCGGAAGGUCAUCUAAUUCAGGUUCAGAUAAAGAUAUUAGCUCGGUAUCACAAGGGCAGAUACCGAGCUUAUGUUCUGAUAUGUCUUCUGUAUGCAUCAAUGAUAAGACUACAGAUUCAGAUCUAGUGUCAUCAAAAUCUUCGACUUAUAGUGAGCCUUUUAGGGAAGCUUCUAAACUAGCCGAUUCAACACUCAAGGACACUAACAUUAUAAAAGAACGAUCUGGUUCAGCAUUAGAUUCACAAACAUCUUUAAAUUCUUCUUAUCCUGUUGAGGUAAUUAAAGAUUAUAGUGAUCAAGCUUGGUGGCAAAUGGAGUCUAGUAGUCAAAACGGUUUUGGUGUAAAUAAUUAUGCAGAAGAAGCCUUUAAACAAUCUACAAGUACAAAUACAAAACCCGUAUUGAAUGAUGGAUACGAUGAACAAAGAUUUGGAAGUUUGGCUAAGUCAGAUAGGAUCUAUGGAGGGUCUAGGUCUUUUUCUAAUGAAGAAAUAGUAGAGCACUUGAGACGGCUUGAUGAUGAUAGUCGUGUGGAUAAUGAUGAAAAUUCUGCUGCUGUGGAAAGCAGUAUAAUAUCGAAUAUAUUGUCUAUGGAUUUUGAUGGGUGUGACGAUUCAGUUUUGCCUCAAACUGUAACUGGAUUGUUUGAACGUAAAGAUUUAGGACAUGGUUCUUCCUGGAGUUUUCAAAAUAGUGACCACUCAAGAUUCUCUUUUGCAAAUGAAAAUGGACACAAUAAUCAAGAGCUGGGACGGUUUUCUGCUUUUCAAGAUUCUCGGGAGAUUCAGGACAGUGUCUAUAAGCCACAGUAUCAGGGAUCCAGGGCUCAGAACGUUAUACCACCAGGAUUCUCCAAACCCCCUCCUGGGUUUCCGUCGAGCAUGUGCAGUGAGCAGGUUGUUUCCGCCACUUCUGGUAGUUAUUUGAAGAAUUCUUUGCCAAACAAUCGUUACCAUUUGCCAUCAACAGGGGAUCUUAGCAACAAUGGUGACGAUCUAAUCGAUCCUUCCAUGAUGGUUGUUGGAAGGGGCAAAUCAUCUAUUGACACAAGGUCAAGCUCAUUCGAUGAAGAGGCAAAGCUCUGGCUCUUGAUGCAACAACAAUCUGCAUCUGCCACACACCGUCAUCACGAGCCUCAGUUUUCUCAAACAUCCUUCACGCAACAACACCACACACCCCAGUUUCCUUCUUCACGAGAUGAUCGUUAUGGUGAUAUCACUUCCAGGCUUGUAGAUCGACACCACCAGAGCUAUGCACAACAGCAGCAGUACUCACAGCCAAAGUUUAGUAAUGGUCACAUCAUAAAUGGGUAUCAGCAGCUGCAUUUGGACGAGUCUCAACAGGUAAAGUAUUCACCUGGGUAUGGUGAAUUUAUGCACCAGAUGCCCAGUUCUGGCGAUGUAUACACCCGGGUAUUUGGAAUGUAAAGUAUGCACCUUUUAACUUCUCCAGUUUGAUUAUAUUUUAAUGAAAUGAACACUCCAUCUUCAUAUCCA
Helianthus annuus (common sunflower) is the source of this 2616-nucleotide messenger RNA. RefSeq names its product general negative regulator of transcription subunit 4. Gene Ontology annotation, cellular component: CCR4-NOT complex. Gene Ontology annotation, molecular function: RNA binding; ubiquitin-protein transferase activity. NCBI's taxonomy places the organism in Eukaryota, Viridiplantae, Streptophyta, Magnoliopsida, Asterales, Asteraceae. The coding region runs from base 169 to 2547 and encodes 792 amino acids. Gene Ontology annotation, biological process: protein ubiquitination. The transcript is spliced from 12 exons. The record is from RefSeq and is a predicted model, not a curated record.